AUGACUGGCAAGGACCUGGGGGUAAUAAAUGAAGUUUAUACCAGCAAAGUUGAGGCGCAUGGAAGCUUGUUCCUAAAGCUAACUGAAACCAAGCCAGCUCCUGAAAAGAAAUUCAUAACCUUCCCAGCCGAACAAGCUGAGAUAAUUGGUUCAGCACAAAUUAGAACAACUUCCCGUGGGGUUAAAGUGGUAUCAAAUCUCCAGGCUGAUGGGAAAAGUGCAUUGCGCUGGAAUAAUGUUCCUGGCUCAACAAGUGGUUGGACUCUAGUCAAAUUUGAUUACAUCAAUGCUGAGCUUUCACCAGGAAAUAUGGAUGAUUCAAAAUUGAACUUCAAGCACACUUCCAUUGUUAUAAAUGGGAACAAUGAAAGCCCAUUUUAUGCUGAUAUGCCUAUCACUGGACUGACUUGGGAUGAUAUGGCUGAAGGAUUUCUUGUGUCACUUCCACUAAAACCUGGGAAUGAAAACACCAUCCUUAUUCGGGGAGAAGCUGGGCAACCUGCACCCGACUUUCAUUUGUUAUCAGUAGAGCAAACAGAAUAA
Puccinia graminis f. sp. tritici CRL 75-36-700-3 is the source of this 543-nucleotide messenger RNA. RefSeq lists its product as uncharacterized. The coding region runs from base 1 to 543 and encodes 180 amino acids. The record is from RefSeq and is a predicted model, not a curated record. Lineage: Eukaryota; Fungi; Basidiomycota; Pucciniomycetes; Pucciniales; Pucciniaceae. The transcript is spliced from 4 exons.